GAGAACCGAGGGAUGCGCGUGGAUGUGUGUUUGUUGAGGGAGGGGGGCAGCUCCUCCCAUAAUUAAGUUAGUGUGCUGCGCUGGAGGUCCAUGUUUACGGGGCAGACGAAGGAGUUUCCUUCACUCUGUGGAGACUGCAGGAGAAGCUCUCUCACUCUCUUCUGUCUCUGGUUAUUUCUGCAACUCAUCCCUCACUGCGCUGCGACUGGCUGACCUACACGAGGACAAGACGGGGGGUGAAGAAGCAGCAGCAACACCUGCCUAACCCUUCACUGCUGCCGCCAUCCCUCCGUCCGUCCCCGCUUCCUGCCCAGUCUUGGACCUCGUCUCCGCCGAUCUCUCCGCCACCCCCGCUGCCAUCAUGUGCGACUGUUUCCACCUGGCCUUUCCCAACUGGCACGCUGCCUCCUCUGGGACGAGACCUGGGCGACGGCUGCAAGGCCCAGAGCCUGCCACAGAGGACUCAAUGUGUGAUGAGCCAUCUCAGUUCGCAGAGAAUGAGAGACCACGCCCACAAGGGUCAUCUCCAGUUGAGGAGUAUCCUGAGACUGAAAAAUACAGCGACAGUGAUAAAGAGUGUGAAGCAGAGCAUGACCCACGCCACAAAGGUGGGACUGGAAAGAAAACUAAAAAGUCUGGGCUUGGGUCCAUGUUCGAAAAGCGCUCUACUCCAAAGAUGAGUAAACUCAAGGAAGCUGAGAGCCCUGAAUCUGAGGUGAUAGUGAAAACAGCCAAAGAUGGAUGUGCAGAGGGUCUCAUUUAUGGUGGAGGGGGAAAAGAAGGGAUUUUCAUUAAGGAAGUAGUGCCAGAGUCACCAGCCUCCAAAAAUCUAAAGCUGAAAGAAGGUGAUCAGAUUUUGAGUGCCACUGUGUAUUUUGACAACAUGUCAUAUGAGGAUGCCAUUCAGAUUCUGGAGCAUGCUCAGGCAUAUAAACUGAAGCUUUGCUUGAAGCGCAAGCCAGAGAUCACAGAGACCGAACCAGCCAUCGAAUCUGACGUUAUACCUGAAGAAGACCUCCACACUCCACAGAUGAGAGAACAAGGAAAAACUAAAAGACGCGGAGAAGCUCGCAUUUCGUGGCCCAAGUUUUCAUCCUUUGGAAAAGGGCGAAAAUCACGUUUUACAAGGUCUCACAGUUCCUCAGAGGCUGAGGAACAAAGAAAGCUUGAACUCAGCCCAACAACAAGCGACACAGAGUCACCAAUAAAAACUCAGGAUGCUCUCAAAUACAAGAAAAAGCAUAAAAUAAAACUACCUGGUCUGACAAAGAGAGGCCGGAUAAGUUCAUCUGAGGAGCAGGACACAGAUGUGCAAACUGGACAGAUCAGUGGUGACACUCACCACACACAAGAAUCUGAUAUGCUUUCACCUGAGUGCCUUGAAAGCCCCUCAGGAGAAAUGCCUGAAGCCUAUGUGAAAAAAGAUCUGAAAGUAAUGAAAGAUGUGCAACUUGAAGAAACCAAUCUAAUGGUUCGUGAAGCUCAAGCUAUUCAACAUAAGGUGGAACUUAUCAGUAUAGAUAGCACUUUGAAAACAGCAGAUUUAACUGUGGCUCUAGCAGAUCAAGAAAGCCCCUCUCAUAUCAAGUCCCCUGAGGGGAAAAAAAAGAAGAAAGAAAGGUCUGAAUUAAAAAUGAAAAUUCUGGGGAAGGAUAAAUCACACAAGAAAGAAGCAAAAGCAAAAUCAUCACCAAAAAGGCUAAAAACACUAGGGGCAAGUUUUGACUUAGCUGAUCAUCCUGAAAAUGAAAAAUCUGACUUAAUCCCAAACUUUGAGUCACACACAGAAGAUCCUGCUCUUUAUGCUAAGGUGGAACAUGAUUUAUCUGAUGUUGCAGUUUCACAAAAAUAUCCACAGAAAAGUGAAGCAAAAAGGCAGAAAGGCAACGAAAUCCAAGAAAAACACGAAGACAGAAGAACAGGGGAAACUGUCAAACUGACGAAACUCAGUUUGGGUGACGUUGGUGCUGAGGAAAUCACAGAUGAUCCUUAUAAGAGACUGGCAAAAAGCAGUGAUUUCAGAACCCAACUUCCCAAACGGGAAGAGAUUGAGAUACCAGGUAUGGAGGAUAAGUCUGUGAAGACGAGAGCAAAAAGAAUUAAAGAACCUAAGGUAAAUUAUACAAGACAGAAUGGAGAAUUUCAAGCGGAAACUGUGCAACUGUCAAUUGAUGUUGACAGUGUGAAAGAGGCAGUUUCUAAAUUGCCUGGAUAUAAGCUGCCUAAAGUUGAUACAUCUGGCAUGCCUAUUCCAGAAGAAAUUACUGUGAUAGAUGCAAAUGCUCAAAGAAUAUCAGUGAAAACGCCUACAAAAGUGGUAGACACCAAAACAAAGCAUGGAGCAAGUCUUACAAAGUUUGACACAACUUCUUCUCUAGAAAUUUCCAAGACUACAGUUAAGCUGUCACAGAUCACAACCGGGCAAUUAACCUCAGAGGAUCUUUUAACUGAAACAACAGUAAAAACUGAUAAGGAACAUGAAACUAAGAAAAAACAAAGCAGCAAAGAGAUUAAAACUGGGACCUAUAAAAGAGAAGAUAUUAUAAUACCGGGAAAGGAAAGUUUAGAGAAAGUAUCUAGUCUUCAGGCACAUGUGGCUGAUGAAACACGAGGAACAGAGGGUAUCAACUCUGAAUAUGAAUCAGAUAAGAAAUCAAAGAAGGCAAAGAUGACAGUGCCUAGCUUUGGGAUAGCAAAGCCAGACAUAAGAAUCCCUAAUAUUGGAAUUGUCUUGCCAAAACAAAAUAUCUUUCAGCAAAAAGGGGACACAACAAAAGGAGAAAAAGCUGAAUUCCUCCGAGAAGUAACGACAUCAAAAAAUGAAAUUAAAAAAGAAAAGGGGCAGAGUGAAGGAGUUGUAUGUGAGGUUGUGAUUCCUGAACUCGAUAGCAUUGAAUACAUUGACUCAGUAGAUGGUUCACCAGCCAAAAAGGACAAUGGCAUUAGGCUUACAGGUUUUGAUGUAAAUCUUGAGUCAAAAACAAACGUGGAUAUUUCCCUGGCAAAAAGUGCAGAAACUGAAGAGCAUGCAGUUAAAUUGCCUCAAUUUGGAGCUAUUACUACAUACAUCAGUGUAAAUGUGCCCGAUGGAGAUAAGCCUAUAAACACUGAUGAAGCUGAGACAAAAACUCUUGAAAGAGAGGGAAAGGGUAGCAAGUUUAAAGUGCCAAAUGUUGGUAUCUCCAUGCCAAGGGCGAAAGGAAUAAAAACGGAUUCAAGUCUAUCAAAGAAAGGUGUAGCUGUGACACCACCGCCUGAGACCGACGUUACACUUGGAAGUGUAGAUGUUUGUAUUGCAGAACGAAUAAUGGAGGCAGAAAAAUAUGACCAGGAAAUAAAACAUCCUCGGGCAGAAGGUGAUUUUGAUAGGCAAGGAGGCAAGUUCAAGAUGCCAAAGUUAGGAAUUGCAAUGCCGAAAAUAAAAGGGUCUGAAUUUGACUUCAGUGCAUCAGAGAAAAAUGAAGAUAUGAAACUGUCAGAAACAAAACGGAAGGUGAAACCCUCUGAUGCCGAAAUUAAAGCUCCUGAAAUGAAAGUUGUAGAAAAGUAUGUAGACGAAUCACCAUCAAAAUUUAAGAUGCCAACGUUCAAGCUACCUAAAUUUGGAUCUCCUGUGGCCAACACCAGUCAUGAAGUACAUGAUAAAUUAAAAGACAUUGAAAUUUGUGAAACACAGCUGAAAUCAACUGAAGGUGUCAAUGUUAACAUUCCAACACCAAAUACUGAUAUUGUGGGAUCAUCUAUUGAUGUGAAAACAGUUGAUGUCAAACCACAGACUGGAAUUAAAACUAAAAUCGAUGUAAGUCUUGGGAGUGCAGAAGCUUUCUUUCCCCAGGAAAAGACUGGAGAUGAAACCGAAGUACAUGAAAGCAAGUUCAAAUUGCCAAAAUUUGGAAUAACAAUGCCAAAAGUAAAAGGACCAGAAGUUGAUUUUAACUUAUUGAAGAGAGAUGUAGAUGAAACACUUGAAGAAGCCAAAACUGAUGCUGAACGUAAAAAACCCUCUGCUCAAAUGGAAACCGAAGAUCCUGAUAUUGAAGAUCUGACAAAGGACAAUGAGAACUCACUUUCAAAAUUUAAGAUGCCCACAUUCAAACUACCAAAAUUUGGAGUUGGUAUCCCAAGUGCCACAACAGAAAUACCUGAUUUGGACACAGGUAUCAAAAUAGAAGAUGCUGAUAUUAGUAUCCCUGAACAGGUUCUUGAAGUGAACAUAGCAGCACCCAGCAUUGAAUUAAAAGAACAUGAAGGCAAAGGAAGUAAGUUCAAAUUGCCAAGUCUUGGAUUUUCUGUCCCUCAAACAAAAGGACAGGACUUUGAUUUAAAUUCUUCAAAGAAAAGCAUAGAUAUUACUCUUCCAGAAGCUGAAGUCAAACUCCCUGAUGUUGAAGUUGAAAAAAAUUCUGUUGAAAUGAAAAUUGAGACUAAGGAAAAAAAAGAAUCACUAUCAAAGGUUAAGAUGCCAACAUUCCACUUACCAAAACUUGGCAUUGGUAUCACAAGUGCAACAGCAAAAGUACCGGAUAUGGACAAAUGUAUCAAAAUAGAUGGUGGUGAUAUGAGUAUCCCCGAAGAGGUUCUUGAAGUUAACAUAGCAGCACCCAGCACUGAAUUGAAAGAGCCUUCAAUCUCCUUGAAAACCAGUGGAUCUGAACAUGAAGGAAAAGGAAGUAAGUUCAAAUUGCCAAGUCUUGGAUUGUCUGUCCAUCAAGACAAAGCGCCUGACAUUGAUUUAAGCUCAUCAAAGCAAGACGUACAUAUUACACUUCCAGAAGCUACAGCUGAAGUCAAGCUCCAUGAUGUUGAAGUAGAGAAACCUUCUGUUGAAACUGAAAUUGAAGCUCCUGAGUUCAAAGUUGAGACAAAAGACAAGAAAGGAUCACCAUCAAAGUGUAAGAUGCCUCCAUUCCAAUUACCCAAAUUUGGCAUUGGUAUCACAAGUGCAACAGCAGAGGUACCGGAUAUGGAGAAAGGUAUCAAAAUAGAAGGUGCUGAUAUUGAGAUUCCUGAAGAGGUUCUUGAAGUUAACAUUGCAGCACUCAGCACUGAAUUGAAAGAACUUCCAAUUUCCUUGGAAACCAGUGAAUCUGAAUAUGAUGGAAAAGGAAGUAAGUUCAAGCUGCCAAGUCUUGGAUUGUCUGUCCCAAAAAGAAAAGGGCCUGACACUGAUUUAGGCUUAUCAAAGAAAGAUGUAGAUGUUACACUUCCAGAAGCUAAAGCUAAAGUCACACUCGCUGAUAUGGAAGUGGAAACUGAAGCUCCUGAGUUCAAAGUUGAGACAAAAGACAAAAAAGGAUCAACAUCAAAGUUUAAGAUGCCAACAUUCAAAUUACCCAAAUUUGGUGCCCGUGACACAAGUGCAACAGCAGAGGUACCGGAUAUGGACAAAGGCAUAAAAAUAGAUGGUGGUGAUAUUAGUAUCCCUGAAGAGGUUCUUGAAGUUAACAUAGCAGCACCCAGCACUGAAUUCAAAGAACCUUCACUCACCCUGAAAACUACAGGAGCUGAACAUGAAGGCAAAGGAAGUAAGUUCAAACUGCCAAGUCUUGGAUUGUCUGUCCCUCAAGCCAAAGGACCAGAUAAAUUUGGCAUUGGUAUCACAAGUGCAACAGCAAGAGUACCUGGAUUAUGGAGAAAGUAUCAAAUAGAGGUGGCUGAUAUUAGUAUCCCUGAAGAGGUUCUUGAAGUUAACAUAGCAGCACCCAGCACUGAAUUCAAAGAACCUUCACUCACCCUGAAAACUACAGGAGCUGAACAUGAAGGAAAAGGAAGUAAGUUCAAACUGCCAAGUCUUGGAUUGUCUGUCCCUCAAGCCAAAGGACCAGAUAUCAAUUUAAGUUUAUCAAAGAAAGAUGUUGAUGUUACACUUCCAGAAGCCAAAGCUGAAGUCAAACUCCCUGAUGUUGAAGUUGAAAAACCUUCUGUUGAAGUGGAAAUUGAAGCUCCUGAGAUAAAGAUUGAAACAAAGGGAAAGAAAGGAUCACCAUCAAAGUUUAAGAUGCCAACAUUCCAAUUGCCAAAAUUUGGAGUGGGUGUCACAAGUGCAACAGCAGAGGUACCGGAUAUGGACAAAGGCAUAAAAAUAGAUGGUGCUGAUAUUGAGUAUCCUGAAGAGGUUCUUGAAGUUAACAUAGCAGCACCCAGCACUGAAUUCAAAGAACCUUCACUCACCCUGAAAACUACAGGAGCUGAACAUGAAGGAAAAGGAAGUAAGUUCAAACUGCCAAGUCUUGGAUUGUCUGUCCCUCAAACAAAAGGGCCUGACAUUGAUUUAAGCUUAUCGAAGAAAGAUGUAGAUGUUACACUUCCAGAAGCCAAAGCUGAAGUCAAACUCCCUGAUGUUGAAGUAGAGAAACCUUCUGUUGAAGUGGAAAUUGAAGCUCCUGAGUUCAAAGUUGAGACAAAAGACAAAAAAGGAUCACCAUCAAAAUUUAAGAUGCCUACAUUCAAAUUACCCAGAUUUGGCAUUGGUAUCCCAAGUGCCACAGCAAAAGUACCUGAUUUGGACACAGAUGUUAAAGUAGAAGGAGCUGAUAUUAGUAUACCUAAAGAGGUUCUUGAAGUUAACAUAGCAGCACCCAGCACUGAAUUCAAAGAACCUUCACUCACCCUGAAAACUACAGGAGCUGAACAUGAAGGAAAAGGAAGUAAGUUCAAACUGCCAAGUCUUGGAUUGUCUGUCCCUCAAGCCAAAGGACCAGAUAUCAAUUUAAGUUUAUCAAAGAAAGAUGUUGAUGUUACACUUCCAGAAGCCAAAGCUGAAGUCAAACUCCCUGAUGUUGAAGUUGAAAAACCUUCUGUUGAAGUGGAAAUUGAAGCUCCUGAGAUAAAGAUUGAAACAAAGGGAAAGAAAGGAUCACCAUCAAAGUUUAAGAUGCCAACAUUCCAAUUGCCAAAAUUUGGAGUGGGUGUCACAAGUUCAACAGCAGAGGUACCGGAUAUGGACAAAGGCAUAAAAAUAGAUGGUGCUGAUAUUGAGAUUCCUGAAGAGGUUCUUGAAGUUAACAUUGCAGUACCCAGCACUGAAUUAAAAGAACCUUCAAUCUCCUUGAAAACCAGUGGAUCUGAACAUGAAGGAAAAGGAAGUAAGUUCAAACUGCCAAGUCUUGGAUUGUCUGUCCCAAAAACCAAAGGGCCUGACAUUGAUUUAAGCUUAUCGAAGAAAGACGUAGAUGUUACACUUCCAGAAGCCAAAGCUGAAGUCAAACUCCCUGAUGUUGAAGUAGAGAAACCUUCUGUUGAAGUGGAAAUUGAAGCUCCUGAGUUCAAAGUUGAGACAAAAGACAAAAAAGGAUCACCAUCAAAAUUUAAGAUGCCUACAUUCAAAUUACCCAGAUUUGGCAUUGGUAUCCCAAGUGCCACAGCAAAAGUACCUGAUUUGGACACAGAUGUUAAAGUAGAUGGUGGUGAUAUUAGUAUCCCUGAAGAGGUUCUUGAAGUUAACAUAGCAGCACCCAGCACUGAAUUCAAAGAACCUUCACUCACCCUGAAAACUACAGGAGCUGAACAUGAAGGAAAAGGAAGUAAGUUCAAACUGCCAAGUCUUGGAUUGUCUGUCCCUCAAGCCAAAGGACCAGAUAUCAAUUUAAGUUUAUCAAAGAAAGAUGUUGAUGUUACACUUCCAGAAGCCAAAGCUGAAGUCAAACUCCCUGAUGUUGAAGUUGAAAAACCUUCUGUUGAAGUGGAAAUUGAAGCUCCUGAGAUAAAGAUUGAAACAAAGGGAAAGAAAGGAUCACCAUCAAAGUUUAAGAUGCCAACAUUCCAAUUGCCAAAAUUUGGAGUGGGUGUCACAAGUUCAACAGCAGAGGUACCGGAUAUGGACAAAGGCAUAAAAAUAGAUGGUGCUGAUAUUGAGAUUCCUGAAGAGGUUCUUGAAGUUAACAUUGCAGUACCCAGCACUGAAUUAAAAGAACCUUCAAUCUCCUUGAAAACCAGUGGAUCUGAACAUGAAGGAAAAGGAAGUAAGUUCAAACUGCCAAGUCUUGGAUUGUCUGUCCCUCAAGCCAAAGGACCAGAUAUCAAUUUAAGUUUAUCAAAGAAAGAUGUUGAUGUUACACUUCCAGAAGCCAAAGCUGAAGUCAAACUCCCUGAUGUUGAAGUUGAAAAACCUUCUGUUGAAGUGGAAAUUGAAGCUCCUGAGAUAAAGAUUGAAACAAAGGGAAAGAAAGGAUCACCAUCAAAGUUUAAGAUGCCAACAUUCCAAUUGCCAAAAUUUGGAGUGGGUGUCACAAGUUCAACAGCAGAGGUACCGGAUAUGGACAAAGGCAUAAAAAUAGAUGGUGCUGAUAUUGAGAUUCCUGAAGAGGUUCUUGAAGUUAACAUUGCAGCACCCAGCACUGAAUUAAAAGAACCUUCAAUCUCCUUGAAAACCAGUGGAUCUGAACAUGAAGGAAAAGGAAGUAAGUUCAAACUGCCAAGUCUUGGAUUGUCUGUCCCAAAAACCAAAGGGCCUGACAUUGAUUUAAGCUUAUCGAAGAAAGAGGAUGUUACACUUCCAGAAGCCAAAGCUGAAGUCAAACUCCCUGAUGUUGAAGUAGAGAAACCUUCUGUUGAAGUGGAAAUUGAAGCUCCUGAGUUCAAAGUUGAGACAAAAGACAAAAAAGGAUCACCAUCAAAAUUUAAGAUGCCUACAUUCAAAUUACCCAGAUUUGGCAUUGGUAUCCCAAGUGCCACAGCAAAAGUACCUGAUUUGGACACAGAUGUUAAAGUAGAUGGUGGUGAUAUUAGUAUCCCUGAAGAGGUUCUUGAAGUUAACAUAGCAGCACCCAGCACUGAAUUCAAAGAACCUUCACUCACCCUGAAAACUACAGGAGCUGAACAUGAAGGCAAAGGAAGUAAGUUCAAACUGCCAAGUCUUGGAUUGUCUGUCCCUCAAGCCAAAGGACCAGAUAUCGAUUUAAGUUUAUCAAAGAAAGAUGUUGAUGUUACACUUCCAGAAGCCAAAGCUGAAGUCAAACUCCCUGAUGUUGAAGUUGAAAAACCUUGUGUUGAAGUGGAAAUUGAAGCUCCUGAGAUAAAGAUUGAAACAAAGGGAAAGAAAGGAUCACCAUCAAAGUUUAAGAUGCCAACAUUCCAAUUGCCAAAAUUUGGAGUGGGUGUCACAAGUUCAACAGCAGAGGUACCGGAUAUGGACAAAGGCAUAAAAAUAGAUGGUGCUGAUAUUGAGAUUCCUGAAGAGGUUCUUGAAGUUAACAUUGCAGCACCCAGCACUGAAUUAAAAGAACCUUCAAUCUCCUUGAAAACCAGUGGAUCUGAACAUGAAGGAAAAGGAAGUAAGUUCAAACUGCCAAGUCUUGGAUUGUCUGUCCCAAAAACCAAAGGGCCUGACAUUGAUUUAAGCUUAUCGAAGAAAGACGUAGAUGUUACACUUCCAGAAGCCAAAGCUGAAGUCAAACUCCCUGAUGUUGAAGUAGAGAAACCUUCUGUUGAAGUGGAAAUUGAAGCUCCUGAGUUCAAAGUUGAGACAAAAGACAAAAAAGGAUCACCAUCAAAAUUUAAGAUGCCUACAUUCAAAUUACCCAGAUUUGGCAUUGGUAUCCCAAGUGCCACAGCAAAAGUACCUGAUUUGGACACAGAUGUUAAAGUAGAUGGUGGUGAUAUUAGUAUCCCUGAAGAGGUUCUUGAAGUUAACAUAGCAGCACCCAGCACUGAAUUCAAAGAACCUUCACUCACCCUGAAAACUACAGGAGCUGAACAUGAAGGAAAAGGAAGUAAGUUCAAACUGCCAAGUCUUGGAUUGUCUGUCCCUCAAGCCAAAGGACCAGAUAUCAAUUUAAGUUUAUCAAAGAAAGAUGUUGAUGUUACACUUCCAGAAGCCAAAGCUGAAGUCAAACUCCCUGAUGUUGAAGUUGAAAAACCUUCUGUUGAAGUGGAAAUUGAAGCUCCUGAGAUAAAGAUUGAAACAAAGGGAAAGAAAGGAUCACCAUCAAAGUUUAAGAUGCCAACAUUCCAAUUGCCAAAAUUUGGAGUGGGUGUCACAAGUGCAACAGCAGAGGUACCGGAUAUGGACAAAGGCAUAAAAAUAGAUGGUGCUGAUAUUGAGAUUCCUGAAGAGGUUCUUGAAGUUAACAUUGCAGUACCCAGCACUGAAUUAAAAGAACCUUCAAUCUCCUUGAAAACCAGUGGAUCUGAACAUGAAGGAAAAGGAAGUAAGUUCAAACUGCCAAGUCUUGGAUUGUCUGUCCCAAAAACCAAAGGGCCUGACAUUGAUUUAAGCUUAUCGAAGAAAGAUGUAGAUGCUGCACUUCCAGAAGCUAAAGCUGAAGUCAAACUCCCUGAUGUUGAAGUAGAGAAACCUUCUGUUGAAAUUGAAGCUCCUGAGUUCAAAGUUGAGACAAAAGACAAAAAAGGAUCACCAUCAAAAUUUAAGAUGCCUACAUUCAAAUUACCCAAAUUUGGCAUUGGUAUCCCAAGUGCCACAGCAAAAGUACCUGAUUUGGACACAGAUGUUAAAGUAGAUGGUGGUGAUAUGAGUAUCCCUGAAGAGGUUCUUGAAGUUAACAUAGCAGCACCCAGCACUGAAUUCAAAGAACCUUCACUCACCCUGAAAACUGCAGGAGCUGAACAUGAAGGCAAAGGAAGUAAGUUCAAACUGCCAAGUCUUGGAUUGUCUGUCCCUCAAGCCAAAGGACCAGAUAUCGAUUUAAGUUUAUCAAAGAAAGAUGUUGAUGUUACACUUCCAGAAGCCAAAGCUGAAGUCAAACUCCCUGAUGUUGAAGUUGAAAAACCUUGUGUUGAAGUGGAAAUUGAAGCUCCUGAGAUAAAGAUUGAAACAAAGGGAAAGAAAGGAUCACCAUCAAAGUUUAAGAUGCCAACAUUCCAAUUGCCAAAAUUUGGAGUGGGUGUCACAAGUUCAACAGCAGAGGUACCGGAUAUGGACAAAGGCAUAAAAAUAGAUGGUGCUGAUAUUGAGAUUCCUGAAGAGGUUCUUGAAGUUAACAUUGCAGCACCCAGCACUGAAUUAAAAGAACCUUCAAUCUCCUUGAAAACCAGUGGAUCUGAACAUGAAGGAAAAGGAAGUAAGUUCAAACUGCCAAGUCUUGGAUUGUCUGUCCCAAAAACCAAAGGGCCUGACAUUGAUUUAAGCUUAUAAGACGUAGAUGUUACACUUCCAGAAGCCAAAGCUGAAGUCAAACUCCCUGAUGUUGAAGUAGAGAAACCUUCUGUUGAAGUGGAAAUUGAAGCUCCUGAGUUCAAAGUUGAGACAAAAGACAAAAAAGGAUCACCAUCAAAAUUUAAGAUGCCUACAUUCAAAUUACCCAGAUUUGGCAUUGGUAUCCCAAGUGCCACAGCAAAAGUACCUGAUUUGGACACAGAUGUUAAAGUAGAUGGUGGUGAUAUGAGUAUCCCUGAAGAGGUUCUUGAAGUUAACAUAGCAGCACCCAGCACUGAAUUCAAAGAACCUUCACUCACCCUGAAAACUGCAGGAGCUGAACAUGAAGGCAAAGGAAGUAAGUUCAAACUGCCAAGUCUUGGAUUGUCUGUCCCUCAAACCAAAGUUGAUGUUACACUUCCAGAAGCCAAAGCUGAAGUCAAACUCCCUGAUGUUGAAAUUGAAAAACCUUCUGUUGAAGUGGAAAUUGAAGCUCCUGAGAUAAAGAUUGAAACAAAGGGAAAGAAAGGAUCACCAUCAAAGUUUAAGAUGCCAACAUUCCAACUGCCAAAAUUUGGAGUGGGUGUCACAAGUUCAACAGCAGAGGUACCGGAUAUGGGGAACGGUAUGAAAAUAGAUGGUGCUGAUAUUGAGAUUCCUGAAGAAGUUCUUGAAGUUAACAUUGCAGUACCCAGCACUGAAUUAAAAGAACCUUCAAUCUCCUUGAAAACCAGUGGAUAUGAACAUGAAGGUAAAGGAAGUAAGUUCAAACUGCCAAGUCUUGGAUUGUCUGUCCCUCAAACAAAAGGGCCUGACAUUGAUUUAAGCUUAUCGAAGACAGACGUAGAUGUUACACUUCCAGAAGCUAAAGCUGAAAUCAAACUCCCUGAUGUUGAAGUAGAGAAACCUUCUGUUGAAGUGGAAACUGAAGCUCCUGAGUUCAAAGUUGAGACAAAAGACAAAAAAGGAUCACCAUUAAAAUUUAAGAUGCCUACAUUCAAAUUACCCAGAUUUGGCAUUGGUAUCCCAAGUGCCACAGCAAAAGUACCUGAUUUGGACACAGAUGUUAAAGUAGAUGGUGGUGAUAUUAGUAUCCCUGAAGAGGUUCUUGAAGUUAACAUAGCAGCACCCAGCACUGAAUUCAAAGAACCUUCACUCACCCUGAAAACUACAGGAGCUGAACAUGAAGGAAAAGGAAGUAAGUUCAAACUGCCAAGUCUUGGAUUGUCUGUCCCUCAAGCCAAAGGACCAGAUAUCAAUUUAAGUUUAUCAAAGAAAGAUGUUGAUGUUACACUUCCAGAAGCCAAAGCUGAAGUCAAACUCCCUGAUGUUGAAGUUGAAAAACCUUCUGUUGAAGUGGAAAUUGAAGCUCCUGAGAUAAAGAUUGAAACAAAGGGAAAGAAAGGAUCACCAUCAAAGUUUAAGAUGCCAACAUUCCAAUUGCCAAAAUUUGGAGUGGGUGUCACAAGUUCAACAGCAGAGGUACCGGAUAUGGACAAAGGCAUAAAAAUAGAUGGUGCUGAUAUUGAGAUUCCUGAAGAGGUUCUUGAAGUUAACAUUGCAGUACCCAGCACUGAAUUAAAAGAACCUUCAAUCUCCUUGAAAACCAGUGGAUCUGAACAUGAAGGAAAAGGAAGUAAGUUCAAACUGCCAAGUCUUGGAUUGUCUGUCCCUCAAGCCAAAGGACCAGAUAUCAAUUUAAGUUUAUCAAAGAAAGAUGUUGAUGUUACACUUCCAGAAGCCAAAGCUGAAGUCAAACUCCCUGAUGUUGAAGUUGAAAAACCUUCUGUUGAAGUGGAAAUUGAAGCUCCUGAGAUAAAGAUUGAAACAAAGGGAAAGAAAGGAUCACCAUCAAAGUUUAAGAUGCCAACAUUCCAAUUGCCAAAAUUUGGAGUGGGUGUCACAAGUUCAACAGCAGAGGUACCGGAUAUGGACAAAGGCAUAAAAAUAGAUGGUGCUGAUAUUGAGAUUCCUGAAGAGGUUCUUGAAGUUAACAUUGCAGCACCCAGCACUGAAUUAAAAGAACCUUCAAUCUCCUUGAAAACCAGUGGAUCUGAACAUGAAGGAAAAGGAAGUAAGUUCAAACUGCCAAGUCUUGGAUUGUCUGUCCCAAAAACCAAAGGGCCUGACAUUGAUUUAAGCUUAUCGAAGAAAGAGGAUGUUACACUUCCAGAAGCCAAAGCUGAAGUCAAACUCCCUGAUGUUGAAGUAGAGAAACCUUCUGUUGAAGUGGAAAUUGAAGCUCCUGAGUUCAAAGUUGAGACAAAAGACAAAAAAGGAUCACCAUCAAAAUUUAAGAUGCCUACAUUCAAAUUACCCAGAUUUGGCAUUGGUAUCCCAAGUGCCACAGCAAAAGUACCUGAUUUGGACACAGAUGUUAAAGUAGAUGGUGGUGAUAUUAGUAUCCCUGAAGAGGUUCUUGAAGUUAACAUAGCAGCACCCAGCACUGAAUUCAAAGAACCUUCACUCACCCUGAAAACUACAGGAGCUGAACAUGAAGGCAAAGGAAGUAAGUUCAAACUGCCAAGUCUUGGAUUGUCUGUCCCUCAAGCCAAAGGACCAGAUAUCGAUUUAAGUUUAUCAAAGAAAGAUGUUGAUGUUACACUUCCAGAAGCCAAAGCUGAAGUCAAACUCCCUGAUGUUGAAGUUGAAAAACCUUGUGUUGAAGUGGAAAUUGAAGCUCCUGAGAUAAAGAUUGAAACAAAGGGAAAGAAAGGAUCACCAUCAAAGUUUAAGAUGCCAACAUUCCAAUUGCCAAAAUUUGGAGUGGGUGUCACAAGUUCAACAGCAGAGGUACCGGAUAUGGACAAAGGCAUAAAAAUAGAUGGUGCUGAUAUUGAGAUUCCUGAAGAGGUUCUUGAAGUUAACAUUGCAGCACCCAGCACUGAAUUAAAAGAACCUUCAAUCUCCUUGAAAACCAGUGGAUCUGAACAUGAAGGAAAAGGAAGUAAGUUCAAACUGCCAAGUCUUGGAUUGUCUGUCCCAAAAACCAAAGGGCCUGACAUUGAUUUAAGCUUAUCGAAGAAAGACGUAGAUGUUACACUUCCAGAAGCCAAAGCUGAAGUCAAACUCCCUGAUGUUGAAGUAGAGAAACCUUCUGUUGAAGUGGAAAUUGAAGCUCCUGAGUUCAAAGUUGAGACAAAAGACAAAAAAGGAUCACCAUCAAAAUUUAAGAUGCCUACAUUCAAAUUACCCAGAUUUGGCAUUGGUAUCCCAAGUGCCACAGCAAAAGUACCUGAUUUGGACACAGAUGUUAAAGUAGAUGGUGGUGAUAUUAGUAUCCCUGAAGAGGUUCUUGAAGUUAACAUAGCAGCACCCAGCACUGAAUUCAAAGAACCUUCACUCACCCUGAAAACUACAGGAGCUGAACAUGAAGGAAAAGGAAGUAAGUUCAAACUGCCAAGUCUUGGAUUGUCUGUCCCUCAAGCCAAAGGACCAGAUAUCAAUUUAAGUUUAUCAAAGAAAGAUGUUGAUGUUACACUUCCAGAAGCCAAAGCUGAAGUCAAACUCCCUGAUGUUGAAGUUGAAAAACCUUCUGUUGAAGUGGAAAUUGAAGCUCCUGAGAUAAAGAUUGAAACAAAGGGAAAGAAAGGAUCACCAUCAAAGUUUAAGAUGCCAACAUUCCAAUUGCCAAAAUUUGGAGUGGGUGUCACAAGUGCAACAGCAGAGGUACCGGAUAUGGACAAAGGCAUAAAAAUAGAUGGUGCUGAUAUUGAGAUUCCUGAAGAGGUUCUUGAAGUUAACAUUGCAGUACCCAGCACUGAAUUAAAAGAACCUUCAAUCUCCUUGAAAACCAGUGGAUCUGAACAUGAAGGAAAAGGAAGUAAGUUCAAACUGCCAAGUCUUGGAUUGUCUGUCCCAAAAACCAAAGGGCCUGACAUUGAUUUAAGCUUAUCGAAGAAAGAUGUAGAUGCUGCACUUCCAGAAGCUAAAGCUGAAGUCAAACUCCCUGAUGUUGAAGUAGAGAAACCUUCUGUUGAAAUUGAAGCUCCUGAGUUCAAAGUUGAGACAAAAGACAAAAAAGGAUCACCAUCAAAAUUUAAGAUGCCUACAUUCAAAUUACCCAAAUUUGGCAUUGGUAUCCCAAGUGCCACAGCAAAAGUACCUGAUUUGGACACAGAUGUUAAAGUAGAUGGUGGUGAUAUGAGUAUCCCUGAAGAGGUUCUUGAAGUUAACAUAGCAGCACCCAGCACUGAAUUCAAAGAACCUUCACUCACCCUGAAAACUGCAGGAGCUGAACAUGAAGGCAAAGGAAGUAAGUUCAAACUGCCAAGUCUUGGAUUGUCUGUCCCUCAAGCCAAAGGACCAGAUAUCGAUUUAAGUUUAUCAAAGAAAGAUGUUGAUGUUACACUUCCAGAAGCCAAAGCUGAAGUCAAACUCCCUGAUGUUGAAGUUGAAAAACCUUGUGUUGAAGUGGAAAUUGAAGCUCCUGAGAUAAAGAUUGAAACAAAGGGAAAGAAAGGAUCACCAUCAAAGUUUAAGAUGCCAACAUUCCAAUUGCCAAAAUUUGGAGUGGGUGUCACAAGUUCAACAGCAGAGGUACCGGAUAUGGACAAAGGCAUAAAAAUAGAUGGUGCUGAUAUUGAGAUUCCUGAAGAGGUUCUUGAAGUUAACAUUGCAGCACCCAGCACUGAAUUAAAAGAACCUUCAAUCUCCUUGAAAACCAGUGGAUCUGAACAUGAAGGAAAAGGAAGUAAGUUCAAACUGCCAAGUCUUGGAUUGUCUGUCCCAAAAACCAAAGGGCCUGACAUUGAUUUAAGCUUAUAAGACGUAGAUGUUACACUUCCAGAAGCCAAAGCUGAAGUCAAACUCCCUGAUGUUGAAGUAGAGAAACCUUCUGUUGAAGUGGAAAUUGAAGCUCCUGAGUUCAAAGUUGAGACAAAAGACAAAAAAGGAUCACCAUCAAAAUUUAAGAUGCCUACAUUCAAAUUACCCAGAUUUGGCAUUGGUAUCCCAAGUGCCACAGCAAAAGUACCUGAUUUGGACACAGAUGUUAAAGUAGAUGGUGGUGAUAUGAGUAUCCCUGAAGAGGUUCUUGAAGUUAACAUAGCAGCACCCAGCACUGAAUUCAAAGAACCUUCACUCACCCUGAAAACUGCAGGAGCUGAACAUGAAGGCAAAGGAAGUAAGUUCAAACUGCCAAGUCUUGGAUUGUCUGUCCCUCAAACCAAAGUUGAUGUUACACUUCCAGAAGCCAAAGCUGAAGUCAAACUCCCUGAUGUUGAAAUUGAAAAACCUUCUGUUGAAGUGGAAAUUGAAGCUCCUGAGAUAAAGAUUGAAACAAAGGGAAAGAUAGGAUCACCAUCAAAGUUUAAGAUGCCAACAUUCCAAUUGCCAAAAUUUGGAGUGGGUGUCACAAGUUCAACAGCAGAGGCACCGGAUAUGGACAAAGGUAUGAAAAUAGAUGGUGCUGAUAUUGAGGUUCCUGAAGAGGUUUUUGAAGUUGGCGUUGCAGCACCCAGCACUGAAUUAAAAGAACCUUCAAUCUCCUUGAAAACCAGUGGAUCUGAACAUGAAGUAAAAGGAAGUAAGUUCAAACUGCCAAGUCUUGGAUUGUCUUUCCCUCAAACAAAAGGGCCUGACAUUGAUUUAAGCUUAUCGAAGAAAGAUGUAGAUGUUACACUUCCAAAAGCCAAAGCUGACAAAGCUGGUAAGGCCCCUGAGGAAGAUAUCAGCAUUGAUGUUCCCGGAGUUGAUGUCAUACUACCAGAAGUCAAAACAGAUGUACAUCUUCCAGAUACCGACCUUAAAGAAUCCUCACAUAUUAUCAUAGAGGGGGGAACCAAUACAAACCUUGAGGCUAAAUUGAAAAAGCCAAGAUUUUCAUUGCCAAAAUUUUCAUUUUCCAAGCAAAGUGUAAAAGACCCUGAAGUCGAUAUCAGUCUCCCAAAAACUGAUGUUAUUUUUCUGCAAGGUGAUAUAGUCAAACAACCUGACAAUGAGUUCAGUAUGGAAGUAAGUGAUGUGAAUAAAGGAAUUAAAAUUGAUGCAGCACCCGGCAUUGACUCUGAAGGUUUAGCUGUAGAUGUGAAAGCUAAAGGAGAUGAGAUAUCUGGAAGCAAGUUUAAAAUGCCAAAUCUGGCCAUCUCAAUGACCAAAGUUAAAAGUCCUGAAACAGAUUUAAGUUUAUCAAAGAAAGAUGUUGAUAUUUCCUUACCAGAGGUAACAGCUGACAUCAAACUACUCCAUAUUGAAGGGAAAGAAACUGAGGGUUCUACUUCAUUUCCGGAAACACCUACAAUUGAGGCCGAAGUCAAGUCAAAACGACCAAGUUGGACAUUUCCAAAAUUUUCCUUUUCAAGGACAGCCGAUAAGGCCCCAGCUAUUGAUGUCAAAAUUGAAACACCCAAAGCUGAGAUUAUAUCAAGCAAAACAGAAGUCUGUCUAGCAGAAGCUGAAAUCAAAGGACCUUCAAUGGAAGAACCACCUGCUGAAGAAACUGAAACAAACUUGAAAAAACCUAAAUUUUCACUUCCGAGAUUUUCUUUUUCAAAGUCAAGUAUUAAAGAAUCGGAGUUAAGUGAUGAGCUUCCACAAGCUGAUGUUUCUGUUUCAGAGGGAGAAAUAAAAGUUAAACAACCUGAAAUGGAAAUUAAAGCUCCUGAGCAAGAAGCUGGGCAAGGAAGCCCAUUUAAGUUCCCAAAUUUAGGCAUUGUACAAACAAAACCAAAAGGACCUGAAGUGGAUUUAAAAUCAUCAAUAAACAAUGUUGACAGCAAACGGCCAGAAAUAAAAGCAGAGGUCAAAAUCUCAGAAGAAGUCAAACAAUCUUCAUCUAGUUUGGGAAUCAAGUCUUCUGAGACAAAAGCAAAAUCAAAAGAUGCUGAAGGAUCCCCUUUAAAAGAAAAAAUUUCACCACUGAAAAUGCCAAAAUUUAGCAGUGCUUCCUUUGACGUUACCAUGGAAGCACCCAAAACAGGAAAAGUAAUUGACAUUCAUGGAUCUAAACCUAAGGAGGAUAUUUCUGUCACCAACAAAGAUUCGAUUGUUAAUAUUAAAAUGGAUUAUUCCAAAGGUAUAAUAUCAGAAUCCGAAACACCCAAGACUGAGACUGAUGUUGUGGGUCUUCCAUCACCAAGUAAAUUCAAACUACCAUCUUUUAAAAUGCCCAGGCUUAGCUUCUCAAAGUCUAAACCUGAAGAGGAACAGCUUCCUGUUGAAAUAGAAGAUAAAGAAGCUCAACUGGAAAUGGAAGUUGAAACAAAAGGAGAAAGUAAAUCACCAAAAAUGAUUCUGACAUCAUUUGGUGAGAUCCUAAAGACUAUUGAUGUUGAAUUUGAUGUUCCAAAAGCAGACCAAGUUGAAGAAAAUCUUGUAGUCUCAAAAGAAGUUCAAGAAAUAGGCGAACAUGCUGGAAAGCAAUUAGAAGCAAAGGAAAAAGGAGCAAGUACCAUACAAGAUAUUUCCAAGAGUCCCGAGAGGACAGGUUGGUUUAAAUUUCCUAAGUUUGGCCUGUCUUCCCCUUCAGAAGCCCCCAGUGCUCCUGAGAAAUGUGAACAAAAGGAUGAAAAGAGCCCAGUAGGGGGAACGGGGGACGAGGAAAUUAGCCCCACCUUUUCUGUCCAAUCAUCGGAUGCCUUCGCUGAUAUAAGUUCUGCAGUCACAAGUGAGCAUGUUGGCCCAUCCAUAUCUUCCCCAACAAAGGUAACUGUCAAAUAUUCUGAUCCAAAUGUUGCUACUGAGCUUGAAGAGACACACAGUAACAUCUUUACUUCGGCCACGAGGACUGAACUGAUCUCAGUUCAGCCUAACUUACCGGAGAAAAUCACUAUUCUGUCCUCUGGAAUAUCAUCGUCAUCAGAAGACACGUGCAGAUUGGAAUCGGGAAAACUACACGUCAUUACAACAAAUAUACAAGCAACCCCAGAAGCACAGCAUGCCCAGUUACUAACUGAUAUUGAAGCUGAAUUAGCUGAAGGCCUUCCCUUAAAAUCAGAAGCUAAUGAAACUACAUCAUGGACUGUGGAAGGCUCAGACAGUGGCAACAGAGCGGUGUUUGAGAGGCACUUAGUGACGAAAACCUCAACUGAAAGAAGUGAAAGCAGAGAGACAAUUGUUAUAACCAAACAAAUUACUCAUGUAUUUGACUCUUCUGAGCCCAUCUCUGGUGAGACAGCGUCAUCUAUACAGCGACUGAGAGACUCUGUGCACUCUGAGAAAAUGAGGUUCUUUGACGAUGCUGAGAAGUGAGGCAACUGGAAAUAAUUCAUGUGUAAAGAUACUAUUUCUCUUUGCCUAGACCUGAAUGUCAGAGGAGACAAGUGAAUGAAAACAUGCUGGAAACUGGGAAAGGAAGUUAGCAUGUUUAACUUACCGAUCACAGAGAACAAUCUGUCAGUGUUCAGGCAUUACAACAUGAUGGUGAUGUGCUGUGCUAUGAUGCUGACCUACAAAAAAAAUAUGCAUUCCUGUAAUUCACGCUGACAGUCUGUUGAAGAUACUAACAAUGUGUAUAACUGUGUCCUUACUUCUAAUUGUAGCAAGGCCUUAGCAAAUAUCCUUGCUCAAGAUGCAGAAUGUUUGACUUUUGCUUACCAAAAUCUCUAAAACUCAUUUUGCAGUUUUUCACUAUUGACUAAUUUACUUGUGUGUGUACUUUACAAAAUGAUAAUCACCAGUGCCGUCAACUAAAAUUUCUGACUGUUUGAGACUGAUGCAAAAAUCAAUUUAUUUUACUGACAUUCCAAAUUGUGUUUACAGUAAUUUCACUAUAACGCUUACAGUAUAUACAAACUACAAUAGCAUAAUGCAGUUAAGAUAGAACAAAGAAUAUGUACGUAUUGCACCAAGAUACUGUUGUCGCUGUAGCUAAAAUGUAAAGAGACAAUAGCAAUGCAAAGCUGAAAUGAAAAGCGUAUGAUCAAACAGAGCAAAUGUACUGCUAAAACUAUAUUUUUUAUUAAUACUUUGCUACUUUGAACCUAAUUUGCCACACUAGAAAUCUGUCUGGACUCUGUUUUCUUUCCAUAUCUCUGUACAAAGUGGGGCUAUUGAACCGGCUAUAUAAAUAGCUUUUAAUGACCUUUGGAAUUUUAUUGGAUAACUGCUCGUGUUUGUAUUCUGAUAGGCUUUAACUUAACUUGUUUGCAAUGUUAUAGACAAUAAAUGCUAUUAUAUCCAAAA
This is a messenger RNA of Haplochromis burtoni (Burton's mouthbrooder), 20215 nucleotides long. Its product is annotated as neuroblast differentiation-associated protein AHNAK. Gene Ontology annotation, biological process: peripheral nervous system myelin maintenance; regulation of RNA splicing. Gene Ontology annotation, molecular function: protein binding. Gene Ontology annotation, cellular component: cytoplasm; nucleus. The record is from RefSeq and is a predicted model, not a curated record. Lineage: Eukaryota; Metazoa; Chordata; Actinopteri; Cichliformes; Cichlidae.